This is a messenger RNA of Brassica rapa (field mustard), 1424 nucleotides long. RefSeq names its product mitogen-activated protein kinase kinase 8. NCBI's taxonomy places the organism in Eukaryota, Viridiplantae, Streptophyta, Magnoliopsida, Brassicales, Brassicaceae. The record is from RefSeq and is a predicted model, not a curated record. Gene Ontology annotation, molecular function: MAP kinase kinase activity; ATP binding. Gene Ontology annotation, biological process: MAPK cascade; protein phosphorylation.
ACAAAAUCACUAAGAAAAUAAGGCAACAUAUUUUGUUUAUAUACAAUUCGUUAAGAGCCACUCGAAGGUACAAAGUCUCCACUCACUAAAACGCCCUAGCCUCUCUUCCACGAUGGCUUUGGUUAGAAACAAUCGAUUCAUGAAUCUCAAGCUUUCUCUUCCACAAGCUCCUUCCACUUCCCUCCCUUGCUUCAUCCCCAUCGCAACAGCCUCAACAACAGUUACUUCCUCCACAAGCAACACCAUCUCUGCUUCUGAUUUGGAGAGAGUCAACGUUCUAGGCUUCGGAAGCGGUGGAACCGUCUACAAAGUCAGCCACAAGACAACCUCAGCGACCUACGCGUUGAAGAAGGUCAAAGAAGACAUGGAUUCUACUUCCCGACACCAACUCCUCCGCGAGAUAGAGAUCCUCCGCCUUGUCGACUCUCCUUACGUUGUAAAGUGUCACGACAUCUACGAGAAACCUUCCGGAGAAGUGUCUAUUCUGAUGGAGUACAUGGACCUUGGUACGUUAGAGUCUCUACGCGGCAACGUCGUCAAAGAGGAUCAGCUAGCUUUGAUCGCACGUCAAGUUUUGAAAGGGUUAAGUUACUUGCAUGGGCUCAAGAUCGUUCAUAGAGACAUCAAGCCAGCGAAUCUGCUACGUAACUCGAGAGAAGAGGUCAAGAUCGCAGACUUUGGAGUGAGCAAGAUCAUGGUCAAGUCGUUAGACAAAAGCAACACGUUCACCGGCACGUGCGCCUACAUGAGCCCCGAGAGAUUCGACAGUGAAGCUGCUGAUGUUUCGGAGGAAGACAAAUCAAACGUUUACGCUGGAGAUAUUUGGAGUUUUGGUCUUACCAUGCUGGAGAUCUUGGUGGGUCACUUCCCUCUGCUUGCGCAUGAAGAUAAACCAGAUUGGGCAACGCUUAUGUGCGCUGUGUGCUUAGGAGAAUCACCGAAAGCUCCCGAGGAAUGCUCUGAAGAGUUGAAGAGUUUUGUUGAUUGUUGUUUACGCAAGAAACCUAGCGAGAGAUGGACAGCUUCACAGCUUCUCAACCACCCUUUUCUUCUCCAGCAAGAUUAGGGUUAGGGAUAUUAUCUAUGAAAUUCUUGUGUUUUAUUUAAGAGAACUCAAAAGAUUCUUAGUGAAUCGAACCUAUGUUUUGAUUUUACUCUUGUAAGAAAAGAUGUAUAUUAUUACUGUCCACAUUGGAGAUCUGCACUCGUUUAUAAAGUCUUUCUAUAUUUUAGGUUUCCUCAAGCUUUAUUUCAAAACAUGAUACCAAACGAAAAAGACAACAAUGGUCUUUAUUGAAUGAGUUUCUCAGAUUCAUAUAGCUUAAUCCUAACAAACAAACACUAGUUAAGGGCAGUAAACCUGUGAAUAAAUUUUUUUUCUCAGAUUUGGUUUAUUCAGUGAUAAGCUUAUUCAAUGAUACUGC